CUACAUAUGUAUGUAUGGGGGAUGACGGAAACGGAACGCACCGCAGGAAAUCGCAACACGUGGUUUCCUGUCCAUGGCAUCAGUGUCAUCGAGAUGUUUCGGAAAAUGCCGGUUCCUAUACGAAAUACACGGCAUACGAGAAAAGAUGAACAAAAACGCCAUAUCCAUAUGCGGAAGGAAGAAGGGGCGGGAAAAAGAACCUCCGAAAAUGACGGCAGCCCAUACCAACACCGAUUCCCAUCGUGGCACCAUGACCACCUGCGUCUAUUCGAGCUCAACAGGGAUCGACAAGGAGUGAUUUUACGACCGCGCUGGUUGCGAGGCUCACUUCUGCCGACCGGUCAGCAUAUUGUCGCUCUCCGUCGAGCUUGCUUAACCAGGAAAUCAAUCGUGUUGGGAAUCAGCAAGGCUCCGUACGGGCGCCACAUCCUGAUAAUUGGACAUUCCGCACUUGUUUUUGGUCUCGGUCGUGUCGUGUUCAAGCAGUAUCGGUCGCAGAGCUUUCUACAAUGCGUGCUGACUUUCACCAGAUGCCUUUGCGACAUUACAGUCGACUAUAUGCAGGGUAUUCAUCUCAUCCUGUACAUGGUUUUUGAAAAGACACCAUGUGAAUUAGCACCUCGGCUAAUCAACAUGACUCCCGAAUCUCCGAUGAAUUUACACCAAACAGGUUCAUGA
This is a messenger RNA of Periconia digitata, 678 nucleotides long. The record is from the annotation of a GenBank genome assembly. Lineage: Eukaryota; Fungi; Ascomycota; Dothideomycetes; Pleosporales; Periconiaceae.